This is a messenger RNA of Cricetulus griseus (Chinese hamster), 913 nucleotides long. The record is from RefSeq and is a predicted model, not a curated record. Lineage: Eukaryota; Metazoa; Chordata; Mammalia; Rodentia; Cricetidae.
AUGAAACAGCCCCUGAUCCUGUCCCUUCUCCUGCUGGGGACAAUGUCUGCUUUUCAUCUGGAGACUACUCAUCCCCACCUGGAGAACCCAAAGAAAGAGCCAGACCUGUGGCAGGAUUCAGGUGAUUCGAGGGACCAGGGAGGCGAUUUGGUUCUGACCCAAGAGACAAAGACAAUGCAAACAGAGGGAGAGGAGGCUGAUGGUGCUGAACAUCAAGACACCUUUGAGGAUGAGGAGUCCGACCCAGAUGCCUUAGACAAGGACUCAACAUGCCCCAGCAAAGAGGACACAGCUCAUUUGCAGGGAACUCCUGGGUGCAAGAGCUGCCACUAUGUGCUGGUGAGGACUCCCAGGACAUUUUAUAAAGCCCAGAGUGUCUGCAGGAGAUGCUACCGAGGCAACCUUGCUUCCAUCCACAGCUACAGUUUCAACUUCCAAAUUCAGUCCUUGGCCAGGAAGAUCAACCAGUCUCACAUCUGGAUUGGAGGCAUCCUCAGGGGAUGGUUCUUCUGGAAGAAGUUUAGGUGGACUGACGGGAGCUGCUGGGAUUUUGGAUACUGGGCCCCAGGGCAGCCUGGGAAUGGUGGAGGGCACUGUGUGACUCUAUGCUCCACAGGGGGCCAUUGGCGAAGAGCUUCAUGCAAAAGUCGCCUGCCUUUCAUCUGCUCCUUCUAAGCUGGAGGGAGACCCUACCUUGGAACCUCCGGCCCUGGCUGCAGUCAUCCCAUCCUUUGGCAUUUAGUUCUGUUCCCUGUCUCUCCUGGUCAUAAAGUCACGCUUCCCACUCCAUCCCCUAAAUCUUGUUUCUUUCUUUCCUUCCUGGAACUUGCUCUGUAGACCAGGAUGGCCUCGAACUCACAGAGAAUCGCCUGCCUCUGCCUCCCGAGUGCUGGUAUUAAAGGUGUGCGCCACC